Messenger RNA from Haliaeetus leucocephalus (bald eagle), 2855 nucleotides. Its product is annotated as serine/threonine-protein kinase WNK3-like. The record is from RefSeq and is a predicted model, not a curated record. The transcript is spliced from 11 exons. Gene Ontology annotation, cellular component: cytoplasm; cytosol. Gene Ontology annotation, molecular function: chloride channel inhibitor activity; potassium channel inhibitor activity; protein serine/threonine kinase activity. Gene Ontology annotation, biological process: positive regulation of potassium ion import across plasma membrane; positive regulation of sodium ion transmembrane transporter activity; protein phosphorylation. Lineage: Eukaryota; Metazoa; Chordata; Aves; Accipitriformes; Accipitridae. The annotation marks the transcript as partial.
ACCUCGAAUUUCGGGGGGCUGCCGGGGGAAGGGAGGAAGCAGAAGAAGAAGCGGAGAUGAAGGCGGUGGCCACUUCGCCGGGGGGAAGGUUCCUCAAGUUCGACAUCGAGUUGGGACGUGGAGCCUUCAAGACGGUCUUCAAGGGUUUCGACACCGAUACUUGGGUGGAGGUGGCUUGGUGUGAGCUCCAGGACCGCAAGUUGACCAAGGUGGAGCAACAACGGUUCAAGGAAGAAGCAGAGAUGCUGAAGGGGUUGCAGCACCCUAACAUCGUCCGCUUCUACGACUCUUGGGAGUCCACGGUCAAGGGCAAGAAGUGCAUUGUCCUCGUCACUGAACUGAUGACCUCCGGCACCCUCAAGACGUAUCUCAAGAGGUUCAAGGUGAUGAAGCCCAAGGUGUUACGGAGCUGGUGCCGGCAGAUCUUGAAGGGUCUCCACUUUCUCCACACCCGUACGCCACCCAUCAUUCACCGGGACCUCAAGUGUGACAACAUCUUCAUCACCGGCCCCACGGGUUCUGUCAAGAUCGGUGAUUUGGGUUUGGCCACCCUGAUGCGGACCUCCUUCGCCAAGAGCGUCAUCGGUACGCCGGAAUUUAUGGCACCGGAGAUGUACGAGGAACGUUACGAUGAGUCAGUGGACGUCUACGCCUUCGGGAUGUGCAUGUUGGAGAUGGGCACCUCUGAAUAUCCCUACUCCGAGUGCCAAAACGCUGCCCAGAUCUACCGCAAAGUCACCAGCGGUAUCAAGCCGGCCAGCUUUGACAAGGUGACGGACCUGGAGGUGAAGGAGAUCAUCGAAGGUUGCAUCCGGCAGAACAAGGCAGAGAGGCUUUCCAUCCGUGACCUGCUGAACCACGCUUUCUUCGCCGAGGACACGGGGUUACGCGUGGAGCUGGCAGAGGAUGACGGGGGGUUCGACUCUUCCUUGGCACUCCGGCUUUGGGUGGAGGACCCCAAGAAGUUGAAGGGGAAGCACAAGGACAACGAGGCCAUUGAGUUCAGCUUCAACCUGGAGGCCGAUGUCCCCGAGGAGGUGGCCUAUGAGAUGGUGAAAUCCGGCUUCUUCCAUGAAAGCGACUCCAAAGCCGUCGCCAAAUCCAUCCGAGACCGGUUGACAUUGGUGAGGAAGACACGGGAGAAGAAGCAAGCGGAAGGUCGGGGGCUCCCUGAAAAUGAGGAUACCGAGGUGGACCAACACGUCCGUCAGCAGCUGCUCCGGCAACAGCCCCUCACUGCUGCAGGCGAGGGGCUUUUGGAGAACGGUCCCAUCUCAGAUGCCACCAGCACCUGUUGUCUCACUGGGGCGCCUGAGCCCACACCACAGCUCCUUGGGUGCUACCAACGAGGGUCACCAGGACCCCCCCAAGAUGGGGCAUCCCCUACCUGUGGCCGUCCCAUCCCCUUGCAGGUGCCGGUCACCUACGGGGUGGAGGGCACAUCAACAGAUGUCACUGGAGGUGCCACCACAGCAGUGCCAGAGCCACCCGGCAUCGACGGGGAGCCGGGGGUCGGUGUGACGCAGAGCCGCGGGAUGUCAUCAGUGGUGGUCGCACGGCUGCAACCAGCUCCUGGGGCGCCGGGUCCAAUGAUGACAUCGGUGGUGCCCGGCAUGCAGCUGGCUCCGGGGAUGUCACCAGCUCCAGGGGUGCCACCACCAACUGGAAUGCCACCAGCUCCAGGAAUGCCACCAGCUCCAGGAAUGCCACCGCCAACUGGGAUGCCACCGCCAACUGGGAUGCCACCACCAACUGGGAUGCCACCAGCUCCAGCAAUGCCACCACCAGCUCCAGGGAUGCCACCAGCCCAAGGGAUGCCACCACAGCCAGUCCCCACCAUGCAGCCACAGCUGGUGCCAGGGAUGUCACCGGCUCCAGGGAUGCCACCACAACUGGUAGCCACCAUGCAGCCGCAGCUGGCUCCAGGGAUGCCACCAGCUCCAGGGAUGCCACCACCAGCUGGGAUGCCACCACAGCCAAUCCCCACCAUGCAGCCACAGCCAACCCCAGGGAUGCCACCAACAGUGGGAGUGUCACCUGCUCCAGGGAUGCCACCAACCGUGGCAAUGGCCCCAACCACAGGGAUGCCACCAGCUCCAGAGAUGCCACCAACCAUUGGGAUGCCACCAGCUGUGGGGAUGCCACUGCUACCUGGCUUGGCACCAGCUGCAGGGGUGCCACCAACCGUGGGGAUGCCACCUCCAUCUGGGAUGCCACCACUGUCUGGCAUGCCACCAGCCCAAGGGAUGCCACCAACCAUGGGGAUGUCACCGGCUCCGGUGAUGCCACCAACCAUGGGGAUGUCACCAGCUCCAGGGAUGUCACCAGCUCCAGUAAUGCCACCACCACCAUCCGGGAUGCCACCAACCAUGGGGAUGUCACCAGCUCCAGUGAUGCCACCACCAUCCGGGAUGCCACCACCAACAUCUGGGAUGCCACCAACCCAAGGGAUGCCACCACCACAGCUCCCCACCCUCCCAGCAGGUCCACAACCCGAAGACCUGUCCCUGCACGCCGAUCCCCCGCCGUCUGCCACCAACCCUUCAGAUCCGGUGCCCUUCCUCCGCGUCCCUGAGGCCACCACCGUCCCCGAACCUCCCGGUGCCAAACCCGACCGUGUCCGGCAACGCCGAGCCUCCUGCCCUCGCCCAGAGAGGGUUCCUCGCUUCCAACUGACCGUCCUCCAGGUCUCGUCCCCUGGGGACAACACAGUGGAGUGUCAGCUGGAGACCCACGACAGCAAGAUGGUGACCUUCAAGUUUGAUGCCGAUGGGGACGCUCCCGAGGACAUCGCCUGCUACAUGGUUGAGGACAACUUCGUGCUGGAGGGCGAGCGGGAGAAGUUCGUGGAAGAG